AUGGAAGAAGUAACGGAAUCGCUAUCUGAAGAAAACCCAUCGGCGGCGACUCCCCGGUCACCAGAAGAUGAGGAUCUACUACAACGAAGCACAAAGAAGACGAAGAGGGGUAGAGCUCCGGCGGAGCAUUCAAAGCCUGGGAUGACGGACAGUGUCGUCCAAGAAACUCCGGCCACGGCAGGGUUCAUGUCUCCAGAGUCAGCGAAGUGGAGAACUCCGGUCGAAACACCAAGUAACGCAUGGGGCAGAAGAGACAACACAGCUCAGGCGGAAGGCGAAGCAGUAUCGGACGAAGAACCGAUGGAUGACGGGGAAACGGACCCUAAUUGCCCGGUAAUAAGAGUAACAAAAGAGGAAAAAGAAAGGCUAAGACGCCCAUGGGGAAGAACGCUCAUCGUCAAAGUUCUUGGCCGCAAGGUAGACUACUCCUUUCUUUUACAAAGAUUGCAGAAAUUAUGGAAACCUGAAGCCAAUUUCGACCUAAUUGCAAUUGAUCAAGACUAUUUUCUGGCAAAAUUCGACUCACUAAGCGAUUAUGAGUUCGCGAAGUAUGAAGGGCCGUGGGUUAUUUUGGGGCAUUAUUUGACGGUUCAAGAAUGGCGACCAAAUUUCUUUCCGCACAAGAACAAAUUAGACAAGCUUUUGGUCUGGAUACGGUUCCCGGCACUCCCAAUUGAAUAUUUCGAAGAUGAGUUCCUGAAGAAGAUAGGCAAGAACAUUGGCCGCCCAGUGAAGGUUGACACAACGACUAGUCUGGUAUCGAUUGGAAGGUUCGCAAGAGUGUGCGUAGAGCUUGACCUGGCCAGACCACUGCUGGCAAAAUUUACAUUGGAAGGGGAAAUAGUACCCAUCAAGUAUGAAGGGAUCCAAAUGGUAUGCUUCAAAUGCGGCUUGUACGGGCACAAACAGGGGCAAUGCGGGGCGCAGGGUCAAAAGGAAGGUGCGGAGAUUAGGGAGGAGGAUAGGGCACAAACUCAAAGAGGGAAUCCCCAAAUGAACGGGGAAAACCAGACAGAACAACAGGAAAGAAGACCAGCAAGAGAUUUCAGACAAAAUUUUGGUGACUGGAUGCUGGUAGCAAGAAAGGAGAGAAGAAGCAAUCGUGGGGGCGGCCCCCAGAUACCACCCAGGAAUAGAGGUAACCAAGCUCAAAUGCAAACACAGAAGGGAGAAGGCCCAAGAUCACAAUCAAGGUAUGCAGCUCUAGAAGGUCUGGAUGAUGAGGGAAUAGAAUUUCAGCCGGAGGAGGGACCAAGUUCAGCAAUGCUGCAGAGUGUUCCAGAAACACUCCCAAGAAUCCGCACCAACCAGGUUCCACAUUCACCAAUGGGGCAAAAUUUACCCCAACAAAAUAGUAGAAACCAAAUGAACCCAGGUGGAAGAGGUACUAGAGGCGGACAAGUAAAUUCAUUUGGGCGAGGGACUACCAGAGGCAGAGGCACAAGAGGAGGGGCGCCGAGGAGGGCCGCGGCCGAAUCUGAGCACAUCGUGGGUGCAGCAUCGAAAGAGUUUCGACGCACCCUCAAACAAUUUUGUCGUGACCAUUCACCUGAUGUUGUAUGUUUAGUUGAACCGAAGGUUUCGGGCUCACAGGCGACCGCCAUAUGUAGCAAAUUGAGUUUCGAGGAAUGGAUUCGAGUCGAGGCAGUGGGAUUCUCUGGAGGGAUCUGGGUAAAAAAGGAUAACUUACCGCCUUGGGAGCUAACAAUGGUAUACGGCAGCCCCAACUUGGCUCUUCGGAAAAGGCUUUUUGCAGAUCUGUCUUCGAGCAUGCUAAGACCACAAUCUUGCUGGUUAGUCUGCGGAGAUUUCAAUUUGGUAACAAGCAUGGAAGAGGUAAGCAAUCCGGUUAAGUUCAACGCAGCCAGAACGACAGACUUCAUUGAGUGGAUCUUCCGAGAAGGCCUUAUAGAUUUAGGGUAUGAGGGUUCGAAGUUUACAUGGAUGAGAGGAGUAGACACAACCAGUUUUAAAGAGGCAAGAUUAGACCGAGCAAUGGGUAAUGAGGAAUGGAAACUGAGAUUCCCAAAUACCAAGGUUGAACACUUACCAAUCAUCAACUCAGACCAUGCCAUCUUACUCAUAUCUAAUAACCCCGAGAAGGGAUUCAAGGGGGAAAGGAAGUUCAGAUUUAAUCAUAUGUGGACAACUCACAAAGAUUUCAUGAGGUGUGUGCAACAAACUUGGAGGAGAGGAGAUAAUCUAGAGGAGAAUAAGGCAGCUAUGGCAAAUGCAUUAUCAUCUUGGAAUAAGGAGGUGUUUGGGAAUGUCUUCCACAGAAAAAAAAGGUUGCUGGCAAGAAUAAAAGGAGUCCAAAAAAGAUUAGCACAGCAAGCAAGUCAGAACCUAUUAAGAUUGGACAGAGAACUGAAAAAAGAACUAGAGCUAACCCUACAUCAAGAAGAACUGAUUUGGUUCCGUCAAGAGAGGAGUGGAUCAAGUCUGGAGAUUGUAACACUAGAUAUUACCACCUAG
This is a messenger RNA of Ipomoea triloba (trilobed morning glory), 2475 nucleotides long. RefSeq lists its product as uncharacterized. The transcript has 3 exons. Lineage: Eukaryota; Viridiplantae; Streptophyta; Magnoliopsida; Solanales; Convolvulaceae. Gene Ontology annotation, molecular function: nucleic acid binding; zinc ion binding; catalytic activity. The coding region runs from base 1 to 2475 and encodes 824 amino acids. The record is from RefSeq and is a predicted model, not a curated record.